This is a messenger RNA of Phalaenopsis equestris, 1759 nucleotides long. Its product is annotated as UDP-N-acetylglucosamine 1-carboxyvinyltransferase 2-like. The transcript has 6 exons. The record is from RefSeq and is a predicted model, not a curated record. The coding region runs from base 119 to 1549 and encodes 476 amino acids. Gene Ontology annotation, molecular function: UDP-N-acetylglucosamine 1-carboxyvinyltransferase activity. NCBI's taxonomy places the organism in Eukaryota, Viridiplantae, Streptophyta, Magnoliopsida, Asparagales, Orchidaceae. Gene Ontology annotation, biological process: UDP-N-acetylgalactosamine biosynthetic process.
UAUUCUCCCAAUCCUCCCCCUCCGACACCAGUCCGGCGCUCCCAUCCCGCAAAGAAAACGAGAAAAUGCACAGAAACCCCCUUAUCCAUCUUCACUUACCCCUUCACUCUUUCAUUCCAUGGCCACCACCUCGUCCCUCCUCCCUCUCAUCCGCCUCCAGUCCAAAAUUUACCCCUCCACCUCCCCAUCCCACCGCGCCUCCCUUCCUUCCAUCGAACACAAGCUCGUCAUCUCCGGCGGUCGAUCCAUCUCCGGCCAUGUCGCGAUCAGUGGCUCUAAAAACUCCGCUCUCGCCGUCCUCGCUGGAACCCUAUGUUGCUCCUCUGGCACAGUGGCUCUGCGCGGAGUUCCCGAGCUCCUCGACACGCGUACGAUGGCUGAAGUGCUGCGAUCGGUCGGAGCCCGCGUGGAGGCGGAAGACGGUGGCGUUUUGGUGGUUGACGCGAGCAAUGUGUGGGUGACCGAGCCUUGUUCGGAGAAGAUAGGGAGGAUUAGAGCGGGGUUCUUUGUUUUGGGGCCAUUGGUGGCGAGGUUCGGUAAAGCUGAGGUUGCGAUGCCGGGAGGAUGCAGGAUUGGGUUGAGGCCUGUGGAUCUAUAUAUUAAGGGGCUUGAAGCUCUUGGUGCAGUGGCUGAGUUGAGGGAGGAAAAGGUUUGUGUUUAUGGUGCAAAUGGCAAAGGCCUUGUUGGAGGAUCAUUCCAUCUCACUUACCCUAGUGUGGGAGCAACUGAAACCUUCAUGAUGGCAGCAUCCAUGGCUGACGGUGUUUCUGUGCUUACAAAUGCAGCUAUGGAGCCAGAGGUUGCAGAUCUUGCUAAAUUUCUGAAUGCCUGUGGAGCAUGUAUUGAAGGGGCUGGUACUAGCACUCUUGUUAUUACAGGCAGGAAGAAGCUAUAUGGAGCUGAGUUCACCAUUUUGCCAGAUCGUAUAGAGGCUGGAACAUUUAUGGCUGCUGCUGCCAUCACACGCUCAUGCAUUUCUCUAUCACCUGUCAUCCCUUCACAUUUAACACAGAUGACAGAAAAGCUUACAGAAGCAGGCUGCAAGGUCACACAGAUUGGUUCCAGCGCACUUGAAGUUUCAGCAGUUCCUGAAGUAACAGGCGGAAAGCUACAAGCUUUCAAUAUCAAGACAUUACCAUAUCCUGGGUUCCCAACUGACCUCCAAGCUCAGUGCAUGGCUUUACUCACCACCUGUGUUGGGUCAAGCAUCAUUGAGGAAUCUGUAUUUGAGAACAGAAUGCAUCAUGUCAAAGAGCUGAAGAAACUCGGCGCAGAAAUAAAGCUCAGUGGCAAUUCGGCUUUUAUUGGAGGAACAAAACCUGAAAGAAUUGCGCUUUCUGGUGGCCGGGUUCGAGCAGCUGAUUUGAGAGGCGGAGCUGCACUGGUUUUGGCUGGAAUGGCAGCUUCUGGAAUUACUGAAGUUGAAAAUAUUGCUCAAAUUGAUCGUGGUUAUGAAAGAUUUGAGGAAAAGCUUUUGUCACUGGGAGCAGACAUCAGAAGAGAGAGUGAGGCAGCAGUAAGCAAUCAUCCAUCUGUAGUUUUCACAUAAGUUGCCAUUUUAUUAUGCAAAGUUUUGUUUCAGAGAAACUCACAGAAAGUCUCAUUUUGAGUUACAGAAAAAAACCAAUUCUGUAACUCUAUUCUUUGAUAAUUUUUCAUUGCAUUUAUGACUGUCUGAUUUACAUGUGAUUUUUUAGUGGAAGUAGUAUUAUUAUCUCUAUUUUCGUGUAUUGCGUUUUACCGUAAGGAGGAGUACUUG